AUGUCCGGCACAUCAACAUCUCUGUUCGGGGGCGAUGCGCCAUCCGCCUCCGAGAACAACGACGCAGCGUCGGCAGUCCAGAUUCCCAGCACCCAUGAUCCUAUCCUCCCUAACGUUGCUGCAUCUGCCUUUGGACUCGGUCCCCUAGCAUUAGCCCGCAAAGCCGUUGCCGAUACUGCUAGAGUCGCGCACAACGCAGAACUCGACGCUGGUAGAGCUGCGCAGGCCGCCAGAGUCGAAGUCAUCAUCGCUAAGAAGGCCAAAGAGGCUGCAGCAGCGCUCUUCGCUAGCCAGCUCAAAGCUUUCGUUGAGAGUUUCCAGGAGGAACUCAAGAAGCACGGAUUGUCCAUUGACCGUCAGAUCUCUUACAUCUCAGAUGCCCCCGACCUCGGUGAUAACCCUUGUACUUGGUAUGAUAUCAAGCAGUCCCUCCACGAGGAACCGGCCAAGAACGAAAAGCCCGCCGCUGCUCCCAAGGGUGUCUUGAGCCUCCCUUCUGAAGUGUUUGGCGAGAUUGGCCAUCACCUCAGCGUCACGGACCUCAACGACAUGCGUCUUGUCAACAGGCGCAUGAAGGAGGCUGUGGCAUUCCCAUACGGUAAGAAAAUUUCUGUUACUGAGAACAUCGUUAUCUUUCCUACUUUUGCAAGCGUUGCCGCGUUCUUGAUUGGGCUUGGGUUGGAGGAGGCGUAUCCUGGGACGGUUCGAACAAUCACCUUGGUUGGCGAGGGACCGACAACCCCGGAGCUCGGCUACAACUACGCUUGGGAAAAUCUCCACAUUCUCCAGUUCCCCGGCAUGCCAGAGCCAACCGAAGACCAGUUGUAUGAGGAUGAAGAGAUCGUGGAGUUCGCCAACGAUGAGCACAAACACUGGAGCCGGGCCAACGAGUCAUUCUGUCACACUGGCGCAUACCGUACCAUGCUCAGCCUUGUACUCGCCAAGCUGCCCAACUUGAAGACGAUUCAGGUUCGCAAGCUGUACCCCGGUGAGCACAUCCCGGGUUGGGCCGGGCCGCAGGCUUUGGAGAAGAUGUCGUCGUAUCAUCCCUGGACUCCCGUCAACGAGAUAUACUAUGGUGAUUGGAAGUACGAUGAGGUACACAAGCGUGUCACGAUGUGGAUAGACGAGUACGGUGAAGAGAUGGAGGAGGACGAUGCUGGCCCUCAGGCGGGCUUUGAGGAGGAUCUGUUCGCUGCUAUGACACUGUCUGGCACUCAGGCUCAGGUCUUCGAGAUGCAUAAGGAGUUGGUCUGA
Messenger RNA from Alternaria viburni, 1257 nucleotides. RefSeq lists its product as uncharacterized. The coding region runs from base 1 to 1257 and encodes 418 amino acids. Gene Ontology annotation, molecular function: protein binding. The record is from RefSeq and is a predicted model, not a curated record. The transcript is spliced from 5 exons. Lineage: Eukaryota; Fungi; Ascomycota; Dothideomycetes; Pleosporales; Pleosporaceae.